Messenger RNA from Cylicocyclus nassatus, 391 nucleotides. The record is from the annotation of a GenBank genome assembly. NCBI's taxonomy places the organism in Eukaryota, Metazoa, Nematoda, Chromadorea, Rhabditida, Strongylidae.
GACAAUGAUAUCAAGUACGUGAAAGAGGCGGCCAUGGCCAAGCUCUAUCCUUCUCAGGUAGCUACAAAUGUGACAUCUAAGUGCGUUGAAUGGCUAGGAGGUAUAGGUUUCACGAAAGAGUAUCCCUUGGAAAAAUUCUAUCGCGAUGCUAAAAUUGGAACAAUAUACGAAGGAACCUCAAACAUCCAAUUGAAUACUAUUGCUAAAUUGAUUGAUACGGAGUACCAUUCAUAAAACACACGUUCGCUUUUUAGCUUGUACUUUUUGAAAUCUCACCAAUGUUUAUGUUCCAAUCUCAAGCAAUGUGCCCUACCUUUAGAACGCGUGUUUGUAUAUGUGUAUAAUUGAAAAGUUGUUUGAACUAUUUAUCUGUUUUGUGUGUUUUUGACAG